Molecule: messenger RNA, 984 nt
Organism: Chenopodium quinoa (quinoa)
Lineage: Eukaryota; Viridiplantae; Streptophyta; Magnoliopsida; Caryophyllales; Amaranthaceae
Exons: 2
Coding region: 1-984 (327 amino acids)
Molecular function (GO): zinc ion binding
Source: RefSeq, a predicted model, not a curated record
AUGUCUGUUCUUUCUGUCGACGGGACACACUUGUAUGGGAAAUAUAAAGGCACACUUUUGGUUGCUACAAGUGUUGAUGCUAAUUUUCAGGAUGGCCUAUGUGUUAUAUCUGACCGACAUGCUGGGAUUAUUGUUGCAAUGAGUGAUGCAAACGUUGGAUUUCAUGAGCCACGGGCCUUUCACAGAUUUUGCGUUCGACACAUGGCCUCUAACUUGAGGACUCAUGUGAAGAAUAACAAAAUGAGAGAUAGGUUCAAGGCUGCUGCUUACCAACGCCAAGGAAAAAAAAUUGAUGAAGAUAUGCGUUCGAUUGGUCAAUCUUGUCUCCAAUCCUUACAGUAUAUUAUGGAUGUGUCGUUUCCUAGGUGGUCCUUGUUUCAUGGCGCUGGUCGUAGGUAUGGAAUAUGUACUACAAAUUUCUUAGAAACAUUUAACAAUGUGUUCAAGGGAGCUCGUUUUCUGCCGAUCAUGUCCCUAGUCGAGUUAACUUUCCACAGAGUUAACAAGUAUUUUAAUAUAAGAAGGGAUAGUUCAUUUUCUAGGCGUGCCGAUGGAUAUGCAUACUCACCUAAGGUCACUUCCAUUUUGGAGAAGAAUAACGGAAAAGCAGAAUACCAUACAGUGGAUGUUUAUAGCCGUCAGCGUGGUAUAUAUCAAGUAAAAACACACCGGGGAGAGAGGAUAGGCAGCAAAGGAGGUCAUAAGCAUACCGUUAACUUUAAUUUGAGAACAUGUACAUGCAAAAAGCCUAUGAUAUUUCACUUACCGUGUUCUCAUGUUCUAGCCAUGUGCCUUAAGUAUUCAAUUUCUAAGGAACCAUGGGUGGACAGUUUCCUACGAUCAGAGGCGUAUGCGAAUACUUAUGUCCCACAGUUCUGGCAUAUUCCUUGUGAGACGACGUGGAGGACAUACAGAGGGCCUAAAAUCAUUCCUGAUGAGAGCAUGGUCCGAGGACAUGGUCGGCCAAAGUCGAAGCGUAUAUAA